Messenger RNA from Xyrauchen texanus (razorback sucker), 1713 nucleotides. RefSeq names its product heparan sulfate glucosamine 3-O-sulfotransferase 1-like. The record is from RefSeq and is a predicted model, not a curated record. Gene Ontology annotation, molecular function: [heparan sulfate]-glucosamine 3-sulfotransferase activity. Bases 496 to 1425 code for a protein of 309 amino acids. The transcript has 2 exons. NCBI's taxonomy places the organism in Eukaryota, Metazoa, Chordata, Actinopteri, Cypriniformes, Catostomidae.
ACACACACACACACACACACACACACACACACACACACACACACACACACACACACACACACACUGAACUAAGCGCACAGUGUUGCGCGCGCGCGCUGAGAGGAAUACGCGUCUCUCUCUCUCUCGCGCAGUGAUCAGUCUCGCGCCCAUCUGCUCCGUACGUUUCCUCGCGGAUGAAUGAGUGAUGAGAGCGGGUCCGGCUCUGCUUCACGGGAGACCGACAGUUCGAGAGGAGACACGACAGUGAAUGAACCGAACCGAACCGUUCGUGUGAGCGCGAGACACUCGCGGGCGGGACACCGGAGCGAUGGAUGAGCGCGCGCCAGGCAACACAGAUGUCCUGUGGAGUGAUGACCACACCCUCCGUGACCUCUAUCCGACUCUACCAGCUUGACUCGCCUUUGACAUUAAAACUGUAGAACGUUAAACACUUGCACGCCACUGAUUUAUAUUCCAAUUCACUGGCAUCCUCUCGGUUUACUGGUCCUCCUCUCCAUGGCCAGCUUUCUGAGUUCUGUGCUCUUCCUGGUGCUCCAGACGUACGCCGCCCCACCAGAGUACAUCCAGGUGUGGCCCAGCGGGACGCAGCCGAGCCCAGGAGAGGUUGACAAUGAGACUGUCACCCCUUCUCUGAUUCCCCCUCCAGGAACUAGCAAGCACACUCCACACAGCAUCAUCAUCGGCGUCCGGAAAGGAGGCACUAGAGCGCUGCUGGAGAUGCUGGAUAUUCAUCCUGAAGUGGCAGCUGCCGCCACCGAGGUUCACUUCUUCGAUUGGGAUGAGAACUACGCCAAAGGAUUUGAGUGGUACCGGGAGCAGAUGCCGUACUCGUACCCUCAUCAGAUCACCGUGGAGAAGACGCCGGGGUACUUCACAUCUCCGUUGGCGCCUGCACGGAUACACGCCAUGAACUCUUCCAUCAAACUCCUGUUGAUCUUGAGGAACCCAACGGAAAGAGUCAUCUCGGACUACACGCAGGUCUACUUCAACCGUCUGGAGAACCACAAGCCUGUGCAGGCCAUCGAGCACAUGCUGGUAAAGAAUGGCGCGUUAAACACUCGCUACAAGGCGAUCCAGCGCAGUCUUUACGACGUCCACAUGAGGAACUGGCUCCAACACUUUCCCCUGGAGCAGAUUCACAUUGUGGAUGGGGACACUCUGAUUCGUGACCCUCUACCGGAGCUCCAGAGGGUCGAACGGUUCCUGGAUCUGCCACCUCGGAUCGUGGCGUCCAACUUCUACUUCAACCAGACCAAAGGCUUCUACUGCAUCCGCAGUGACGGCCAGGAGAGAUGCCUGCAUGAGUCUAAAGGACGUCCGCACCCUCCCGUCAACCGCAGUGUGCUGCGACAACUGCGCUCGUACUUGCGACAACACAAUCGGAACUUCUACCGACUUAUAGGACGUACCUUUAACUGGCACUAGAGGAAGGAACCUUUGUCGAACUCGCUUCUCCACCAGUCCAGUCCAGCUCAAAGGCUGAUUGACAGUGAUGUUGAGGACAAUUACAGAUGGAUGCAUCUUCAAGCUAUUCCUCAUUGACACUUCUCUUAAAUGCUUUCGAGCUGCUCCAGAGUCUUCAGAACUUAUAAUUGUAACAAUUAAGAUGAUGUUAAAACAAUGACAGUGGUGGGAAAGAUCUUUGGCGUUACCUGAGACAGUGUGUGACAAAAUGGUUGAACAUUGAAUAUUUUGUUUUCUUUUUCUCUCUGU